ACUUUCUCUCUCUUCGUUUUCUCUCUUCAUUCUCGCUUCGUUCUCUCUUCGUUCUCUCCUCUCAUUAUCUCUCUUCUGGUUUUUAUAGGUUUCUUCUCUUUCCUCUGAUUCUUCCAUGGCAGGGAGCUUAGCUGUAGCUCUCGGAAAAUAGCUUUUUUCCUGUAUUUUGACCCUAUUUUCUAGGGGAAUUUCAAUCUCCUUUUCAGGAACCCUAAGUCCUCUGUGUGGUCAUACGUAUGAACUGGUUCGUUAACCUAGGGUUUUUUUCAAAUUCGAUACAUUUUAUUAUAACCUGUCUCUUGAUUUUUAUCCUCCAUUUUUCCCCUCAAUUACCUUCUAAUUUUGAAAAACCACUGAAUCAUCGGUUAUAUCUGGAGAGAUGGAGUUCAGAAAACGUGAGAGUGCUCAAUUGAAGAGAAUGCCUUGCAAUUCUAAUACUGGGAGACGUCAGUCCUCAUCUCCUUCUGCCAUCGUCAUAGGCAGUGGGUUUGCAGGCCUUGCAGCUGCUCGUGUGCUUCAUGAUGCCUCUUUUCAGGUUGUUGUCCUGGAAUCAAGAAACAGAAUUGGUGGCCGUGUGUACACUGACCACUCAUUUGGUUUCCCAGUUGAUAUGGGAGCAUCAUGGUUGCAUGGUGUUUGCAAAGAGAAUCCGUUGGCUCCUCUGAUUGGAAGACUGGGACUACCGCUCUACCGUACCAGUGGUGACAACUCUGUUUUGUAUGACCAUGACUUGGAGAGCUAUGCACUUUUUGACAUGGAUGGGCAUCAAGUCCCUCAAGAACUAGUCACGGAGGUCGGCAAGUUAUUCGAGAGCAUCCUAAAGGAGACAAUAAAAGUAAGGGAGGAAAACAGUGAAGACAUGUCCGUACAGCAGGCAUUUUCAAUCGUUUUGGAAAGACGUCCAGAUCUAAGACAAGAAGGACUUGCGCAUAAGGUAUUGCAAUGGUACUUAUGCAGAAUGGAAGGUUGGUUUGCUACAGAUGCUGAUAACCUAUCAUUGAAAAGCUGGGAUCAGGAAGAAUUGCUUGCUGGGGGCCAUGGUCUAAUGGUCCGUGGUUAUUGUUCAGUUAUAAAUACCCUUGCUAAAGGCAUAGAUAUUCGCUUUGGCCACAGGGUUAUAAAAAUCUCUCGUCAUUACCAUGGAGUAAGAGUCACUGUCGAGAAUGGUAAAACCUUCAUAGCUGAUGCAGCUGUUGUAGCAGUACCCCUUGGGGUACUGAAAGCCAAUUCCAUAAAGUUUGAGCCAAGACUACCAGAGUGGAAAGAAGCGGCGAUAUCAGAUCUUGGAUUUGGUAAUGAAAACAAAAUUGCAUUACACUUUGAUAAGGUCUUUUGGCCCAACGUAGAAUUCUUGGGAGUGGUUGCUCCAACCACUUAUGAGUGCAGCUACUUUCUAAAUCUUCACAAGGCAACUGGUCACCCUGUCCUUGUAUACAUGCCUGCUGGUCGGCUGGCUCAUGACAUUGAGAAGAUGUCUGAUGAAGCUGCUGCUAACUUUGCUGUUUUACAACUGAAGAGAAUUUUGCCCAAUGCAUCUGAUCCUAUUCAAUACCUAGUAUCUCAUUGGGGCACAGAUGUUAACUCCCUAGGUUCCUACAGCUACGACGCAGUAGGAAAGCCUCAUGACCUCUAUGAGCGCCUCCGCAUCCCUGUGGACAAUCUCUUCUUCGCAGGUGAAGCAACAAGCAUGAGCUAUCCCGGCACCGUUCAUGGUGCUUUCUCUACUGGAUUAAUGGCCGCUGAAGAUUGCCUUAUGCGUGUUAAAGAAAGGUAUGGAGAGCUAGACCUGUUUCAGCCUGUGAUGGCAGAGGAAGCCGAUGCAAUAUCUGUUCCCUUGCUCAUAUCAAGGAUGUAAAGACUAUGCUAACAUAUACGAAUAAUUGUGUGCUUUGGAGACCUACUAUAUAGUUUUACUUGGCCUCAAGAACAAUAUAUACACUUGCGGCUAGAAUGCUAUUAUAGAUAUGACAGUUUUAUGAUGAUAUUUGAGGCUGGAGACCCAUUUAGCUGAAAAUAUUACUUGGUUCACUUUGAAUAAUAUAUGGCAGUUUUGUGAUGAUAUUUAUAGGAACCAGAAAUGGCCCACUAUCCAAGCCAUAAUUCUUGUUCACUAUCAGCUAGGGCAAUUCUUUAUAGCAUUUGAGGUAUUGGGAAGUGACCCAUUAAGGCCAAUAUUGCUUGGCCUACCACACUGAUAUAUGACAAUUUUAGGAUGAUAUUUUAUGAAGGGAAGUGACCCAUUAAGCCAAUAAUCCUUAUUCACUAUAGUUUUAUGACUGAAGGAGAGAUACAAUUUGAUAACUUCAUGGAAGUUCUAUAUGGUAUUUCAAGCAUGGGGAGAUGACCCAUUUAGUAAAAAUUUCUGGUUAAGUGCUAUUUGGCAGUUAUAUAUAAUGUUAGUUUGGAGAGGAACCCAUUGUGUAAAUGGAAUUCAAUAUCAGAGGUGUAAAGCUCUAUUGCCGUUAAAUGCAGGCAAGUGAGAGCCAAUAUAUUUCUUUAUGCACAAUGUGAAGAGAUUAAA
This is a messenger RNA of Amborella trichopoda, 2521 nucleotides long. Its product is annotated as polyamine oxidase 2. Gene Ontology annotation, cellular component: peroxisome. Gene Ontology annotation, molecular function: polyamine oxidase activity. The record is from RefSeq and is a predicted model, not a curated record. Gene Ontology annotation, biological process: polyamine catabolic process. Lineage: Eukaryota; Viridiplantae; Streptophyta; Magnoliopsida; Amborellales; Amborellaceae.